AUGGGCACGGCUGCCGAGGCCACCGGGGGCAUUGAGCCUGUCAUCAUGGACGACGACAUGGCCGACUCCAAGCGCCCCAACAUCAUCGACAGCGCGCGCUCUGCUGCCGACAAGGAACGCAACAUGACACUCAUGCAAGGUAUCAGGCUCUACCCCAAGGCCAUUGCCUGGAGCAUCCUCAUCUCGACCUGCAUUGUCAUGGAAGGUUAUGACGUAUGCUUGAUUAACAACUUUUAUGCCAUGCCCCAAUUCCAGCGCCGCUACGGCCAACCACUCGCCAACAACCCCGAAAAAUACGAAAUCCCGGCUCCCUGGCAAGCAGGGCUAUCCAACGGUGCCCAGGUCGGCGAGAUCAUCGGUCUCUUCCUCAACGGCUGGAUCUCAGAGCGCAUUGGAUACCGCAAGACGGUACUAGGCUGCCUCUUCUUCAUUGCCUGCUUCAUCACCCUCUUCUUCACCGCGCCCAACAUCCAGACCCUGCUCGCAGCUGAGAUCCUCUGCGGUAUUCCCUGGGGUGUCUUCCAGACCCUGACCAUCACCUACGCCUCCGAAGUCUGCCCCAUUGCCCUGCGCGGCUACCUUACCACCUACGUCAACUUCUGCUGGGGUCUCGGCCAAGAGAUUGGCAUCGGUGUCCUCUUCUCCAUGCUUGACCGCAACGAUGAGUGGGCAUACCGCAUUCCCUAUGGCCUGCAGUGGAUGUGGCCCGUCCCACUGUUCGUUCUCAUUGCCUUUGCGCCUGAAUCGCCCUGGUGGCUCGUCCGUAAGGGCCGCAACGAAGAUGCCAAAAAGUCUCUUUUGCGCCUCACCAACGCCUCCAGCAACCCCGACUUUGACCCCGACGAGACCAUUGCCAUGAUGGUCCAUACUGCUGCCCUCGAGGAGAAGAUUGUCGCCGGCUCCUCGUACCUCGAUUGCUUCAAGGGCGUCGACUUGCGCCGUACUGAAAUCGUCUGCAUGGUCUGGGCUAUCCAGAACCUUUCGGGCAACGCCUUUUCCAACUACUCUACAUACUUCCUCAGCAAGUCAGGCCUGACCACCAAGCAAUCCUACGGCUUCGCUCUCGGCCAGUACGGCAUCAACAUGGUGGGUGUAUUUGGCGCAUGGGCUCUCAUGUCAUGGGGCGUCGGUCGCCGCAACCUCUACCUCUACGGCCUCUGCGGUCUCUUUAGCAUGCUGCUCAUUCUGGGCUUCCUCGGCCUCGUCCACAACGACAAGGGCCCUAUUGCCACUGGCAGUCUUAUGAUUGUCUGGUCGCUCUUCUACCAGCUCACUGUCGGUACUGUCUGCUACUCCCUUGUCGGCGAACUGUCCUCGCGCCGCCUCCAGAUCAAGACUGUCGUCUUGGGCCGCAAUCUCUACAACAUUGUCGGCAUCAUCACCGCCGUCCUGACCCCCUACAUGCUCAACGAGGGCGAGUGGAACUGGCACAACUUUACCGCCUUCUUCUGGGCUGGCCUCUGCUUCUGCUGCAUCAUCUACACAUACUUCCGUGUCCCUGAGCCCCGAGGCCGCUCCUUUGCCGAGCUCGACAUGCUCUUUGAGAAGCGUGUCCCAGCCCGUAAAUUUGCCACUACAGAGGUCGACGUCUUUGAAGAGUCGGUCGAGGAAAAGGUCAUGCACCAGUACGAAGAGACGGUCAAGCGCCGGUCUACCAAGAAUGCAUUUGUUUGA
Molecule: messenger RNA, 1674 nt
Organism: [Torrubiella] hemipterigena
Lineage: Eukaryota; Fungi; Ascomycota; Sordariomycetes; Hypocreales; Clavicipitaceae
Source: the annotation of a GenBank genome assembly